Messenger RNA from Phycomyces blakesleeanus NRRL 1555(-), 294 nucleotides. RefSeq lists its product as hypothetical. Gene Ontology annotation, cellular component: fungal-type vacuole membrane; vacuolar transporter chaperone complex. The record is from RefSeq and is a predicted model, not a curated record. The annotation marks the transcript as partial. The transcript has a single exon. NCBI's taxonomy places the organism in Eukaryota, Fungi, Mucoromycota, Mucoromycetes, Mucorales, Phycomycetaceae.
AAGACUUAUUUUGCAAACGAACGUACUUUCUUGCAUUGGUUGCAAUUUACUGUUCUGUUGGGAGCACUUGCCCUUGGUCUUUUAAACUUUUCUGAUCAUGUUGGUCGUAUCUCAGCCACCUUAUUUACGCUUAUUUCGGUUGGUGUCAUGAUCUAUGCACUCUACAACUACCAUGCUCGUACCACCAGCGUCGAGAAGCGAGAAGUUGGAGAUUACUCUGAGAAGAAUGCACCAGCAAUUCUGACCGGACUUCUGAUUGCUGCUGUUUUGACUAAUCUUUAUCUGCGCAUUUCA